Molecule: messenger RNA, 1683 nt
Organism: Oikopleura dioica
Lineage: Eukaryota; Metazoa; Chordata; Appendicularia; Copelata; Oikopleuridae
Source: the annotation of a GenBank genome assembly
AUGAAGAUUUUUUAUUGGAAGAUUUUUCUACCGACAAUUCUACAGUUAACUACAGCGCUUGAAAUCAACGACGAAAAGAACCCAAGCGGCACGAUUGAGUUUUCGACCGAUGAGUCGAUUCAAUUUUCGUCACUGUCAGGCGCUUCCUCGGUCGAGCUGGUGACGAGUUUCCCAAGAGGAUGUGGAAGAAAAGACAUCGACUUCCUCCAACUCAAAGUGAAAGAACAUCAAUCCAAUGGCGAGGAGCGCGUUUAUAAAGGUUGUUCUGGCAGCGAUUUUCCCCCCUCGAUAAAGCUCCCAGUCACCGUCCUUAUCAGUUCUUCAAACUGGACAUCUUCGGCCGCCACAAUGUCAUAUUUCUUCUCCUCCCGCUCUCCCCCUGGCCCUCGUCUUAUCGGCUGCUCCGUUUCCUUUUCAUCCCUUUCUUCGAAGAUUCUUCAAAUCGAAUCGAAAAAUAGCCGAGCUUUUUCGGUGCUUUGCCCUGCGGGCUGUGCUGGAACCGACGGGGGCGUUUUUGGCGAUUCGAAGAUGGGUUUUGACUCGAAAUCGUCAAUUUGCCGCAGUGGAAUUCACGCUGGAGAGAUUUCCGACAGAUUUGGCGGAAUUCUAGAGCUGCGAAAAGUCCCCGCGGGAAGUGAUGACGUCAUCAUUAUUCCCGGAUCGACUCUAAAUUCGAUCAAAAGUCUUCAAACCAAGAAUUCAAAGACGAAUUUCAUCCCGAUUGGUUUUUUGAAAGAACCGAGCAAAUGUGGCAACAAAAAUAUUCUCAAAGUCGAUUUGGAGAAAAUCAAGACGAGUAGCUUUUUAAAGGCGUUUUUGGACAAGUCGGAUCCGGAAAUGACGCCAGUCGAGACAGUCUUGAACUGGAAGGGAGAAAAUGCUUUUUCCAAUGGGGCUUUUCCCUGGGCGCCGGCGAUUGAGGAUAGAAAACCGUGGAUUCAGGUCGACUUCAAUGGCCUCAUGCGGCUCGAGCGAAUUGAAACCAAGGGCUCAGAUCUAAAGCCUUUCCCCUGGAGCGCUUCGAAAUUUGAAAUUCAAAUUUACAAAGAUGGGGAGUGGACGAGUCUUGAAGAGUCUUUCUCCGCUGAUAUUGCUUCUUCAAGCCAUACUUUCAUGACCCCCCUCCUCGCCGAAAAAAUCCGACUCUAUCCCGAAGCAGCAGUUGAUUCGCCCGUUCCCGCCAUGAACAUCCUCUUCUACGGCUGCGAAGCUCCCCUCCCUCCUCACGACAACUCGGCAGUGCUCAUUGCCGUGAUCAUUGCUCUCGCUGGAGUCGCCUUGAUUCUAGCGCUCGUUUCCCUGCUGCUCAUAAGAAGGACGAAGUCGAAAGAAGCGAAGUUUUCAAAAACAGUUUUUCGGGCGCCGAAUAUUUAUACUCAGAAUCCAAUGGAUACUAUUCAGAACAUGAAAUAUGUCUCCUACACGCAGCCCAAUUUCAACCCUCCUCCUCUUGGGGCUCCUCAAAAUCACCCCGGCCGAAUGUUCAACCCUCCCUACUCCGAAGAGCAAAAUUACAAUAUCCCCUUCAUCCACCACGCCCGAAAAAUGACGACUCUACCUCCCGCCCCAGCGCCGUUUUCGCACGAAUAUUCGGACCUGGAAACUUUGCCGAUCAAAAAACAGCUUCACCAAAAUUUAAAAGACAGCUCUUAUGAUGAUCACACUUAUUCGACUCUUGGUUGA